AUGCCAUUUUCAGGAACAAAAAAGAGCCCAUUGAUUUCUGUGCCUUUUCUUAAAAAACGAUUACGACGUAUAACUGCAUUGGGUCUAUAUAAUUUAACAGUAAAUGAAUUUUAUUUUAGUCUGCAUUUUACAUUACAUAGAAAUGAAAAAACUGUUGCUUUUUAUACAAGUGAAUCAGUUGUGAAUCAACGUAGCCCAGAAUGGUUUUAUUUACAAUUUCCAACAAAUGUGCAAUGUUUACAAGAAUUUAUCAUGCGUGUAUGGAUAACAUCCGGAGAUCAUUCUCGUUUAUUUCUUGAAUAUGAUAUUCAUCUUAAUGAUUCUCUUGUUCCUGACGAACAGAAAAACAAAGUGAAUAAAGAUAAUAAUAGUCUUUGGCUUGAAAUGUUCGGUUAUCGAUUCACCGAUAACGACGAGGAAAUUAAUGUUCAAGAGAAUGAUGAAGAAACAAUAUCAAUAGAUAAGAAAAAACGUAUUUCAUUAGCUAAAUCAUAUAGUAAACUGAGUAUCAUACGUAUGAACAAUGUUAUUCAUGCUAUUCGUAGUGAAAAACAAGCAUCUUUAGUAUACCUUCAAAGAAUACAAACAUUUGUCGAUGAAAAUAAAGAUUAUUUAACAAAAAUAAAAGAACGUGAAUCGCGUGAAUUAUAUAUUGAAAAUCUAAAAAACUAUUUGCAAUAUCAAACAUAUUUGUAUCAACAACGUUUGAAUGCGUAUCACCAAAGACAGAAGCAUAUUGCAGAGCGAAGAAGUCACUUAAAUCACAAUCUAGCACAAUUACUUCAUCAACAAGAAGAUUUUCGUUUAUAUACUAAUAAUCUAGAUCAAUUGAGAUCUAUUCUUCGUAAUUUAACGCAAAUAAUCUCUUACCGACAAAAAGAAAUCAUGAAUGAUAUCUAUCGUUAUAUUUAUCCAAUUCAUCAUGAUAAUCAAUUGGAAUAUUACAUAGCUAAUUGUAGAUUACCACAAGCCGAUGAUAAAAUUUAUCAAUCUCCAUCAAAUCGAGAACACGAUAAUGAAAUAGCAGCAGCUAUGGGAAACUGUUCGCAUUUAAUUCUUAUCAUUUCGCAAGUUAUUCAACUACCAUUAAGAUUUCCUAUUCAUUAUCACGGAGCAUCAGCACCUAAAAUAUAUGACUAUACUUUAGAAAUUAAUGAAUUUCCUCUCUAUCCGACAACGACUCUCAGUGAUUUUCGAUACGGUUUCUAUUUGCUCAAUCGUAAUAUUGGUCAAAUAAUAUAUCACUGCCAACUGAACAAUCAGAAUAUAGAUUUUCGUAAUACAUUAGAAAAUUUAAAAGAAUUAAUUGAAGAAUAUUUUAUUAAAUCCAAUACUAAUAAUCAAAUUCCAUUGUAUCCUUCCAUUCAAACAACCAAGUCCAUGGAUAAUGAUGACGAUGAAGCUUUCAUUUUCAAUAAGCAAACUUCUGAUGUUUCAUCUUCAUUUUUAUCGUCAUGUUCGUCAACAUCAUCUCUUAUCGAGAAUGUUGAUUAUGAUCAAAUUGAUGAUUUAGAAUUCCUUUCAGAAUUGAAAACAAAUAAACCUCGAUUAGCCAUGCAGAUUUCACAUCAAUAA
This is a messenger RNA of Rotaria socialis, 1575 nucleotides long. The record is from the annotation of a GenBank genome assembly. NCBI's taxonomy places the organism in Eukaryota, Metazoa, Rotifera, Eurotatoria, Philodinida, Philodinidae.